Messenger RNA from Drosophila melanogaster (fruit fly), 1760 nucleotides. RefSeq names its product Lst8 (gene Lst8). The record is from RefSeq and is marked reviewed. Gene Ontology annotation, biological process: positive regulation of phosphatidylinositol 3-kinase/protein kinase B signal transduction; regulation of cellular component size; TOR signaling. The transcript is spliced from 2 exons. Bases 95 to 1036 code for a protein of 313 amino acids. Gene Ontology annotation, cellular component: cytoplasm; TORC2 complex. Lineage: Eukaryota; Metazoa; Arthropoda; Insecta; Diptera; Drosophilidae.
CGUAUCGAGGACCAAUGGACCGAUAGGUCUGGUGAAAUGAAAACAUUGGGGCAAAAAAACGCGGAAAUUGUCAAUUAAUCUGUGCAAUCACAGGAUGGGGGACCAACAGCAGCUGAUCCUGGCCACCGGUGGUUAUGACCACACCAUUAAGGUGUGGCAGGCGCACACGGGCAACUGCAUUAAGACGAUGAGAUUCGUGGAGACCUCGCAAGUGAAUGCGCUAGACAGGACACCGGAUAAGACGCGACUGGCGGCGUGCGGAUACCAGUGCAUCCGGCUGUACGACCUGGAGUCCAACUGCACCGCACCGGUGAUCAAUUUCGAUGGCGUGCAAAAGAAUGUGACGCGACUUGGCUUCCAAGAGGACGGCAAUUGGAUGUUCACCGCCGGCGAGGAUCAUCACGUGCGGAUCUGGGACAUGAUUGCCGCACCGCCACACUGUUCCCGGAUCUUUGAUUGUGAGGCGCCGGUAAAUGCCGCCUGUUUGCAUCCCAACCAGGUGGAGAUCGCCAUGGGCUCACAAAAUGGCAGCGUCUUUCUGUGGGACGUCAAGUCGGAGCGGCACGAACGCAUCGUGCCCGAGGUGGACGCAUCCAUUCAGGAUGUUGCCAUCUCGCCGGAUGGCAGAUACUUGGCGGCGGCCAAUAACAAGGGCAACUGCUACAUCUGGUCGCUGACCAGUCAGGAUCAGAAGAUGAGCACGCUGCGGCCGAACAGGAAAAUUCCGGCCCACUCUCGCUACAUACUGCGCUGCAAAUUCAGUCCCGAUUCCAGGCUACUGCUGACGACAUCCGGCGAUGGCACUGUGUGCAUUUGGAAGACGGAUGACUUUAGCAAAUGGCGCGAGCUGUGCAUCGAGAACUAUUGGGUGUGGGAUGCCGCCUUUAGCGCCGAUUCUAAAUGGCUGUUCACAGCCUCAUCCGACGGCAUUGCACGACUGUGGAAGCUGCAGACAAAGAGUUCGAUUAGGGAUUAUACUGGUCACACCAAGGCCAUCACUGCCCUGUCCUUCAAGGACGAGAUCGUGGGCAAAUAGCAGUAGUUGUAGUAGUAGUAGUAGUAGCUAGCGGCUAGAGUCUAGGCACUUUGUAAGUGGCUCCUGGUGGCGGAUUUUCAUUUGGCUUUCCCCAAAGAUUGGCCUACUAGUUUUAGUCAUUCUACCAAUUAGCUGGCUUAAGUCCACACAAAAUGAAUGGCAAUUGUAAUGGUUUGUUAAGCAUCGCGGUUUUAGUUUCUACUCUUAAUUAGACUCAAUGUUUUAGUUCAGCUUACGUUUCCCAAUUAGAUGCAUAUAUAUAAAAUGGUAAUUCAUAGUCUCAAAAAAAUUGAUAUCCUUAAUGUUUGAAAAACUGCCAGCAGUGCUCAUUAAUUCACUUCCGAACUUAAUUACGAUCUAUCUUAAGCCAGUUAAAUCAACAAAUAUCUCAGAUGUACAAUCAUCCGCAAAACCGCCAACCCAGCGAGACAAUCCGCCAGGAACAAAUAAUUUGGCAUUUUUUGAAACAGUGGGGAGAGUAGCAAUGAAUCCAUAUAUGGGCAACACGACAACUGAACUGAACUGAAGCAUCAACUAAAACAACAUCCACACAACAAUUGAACAGAUUAAUGAGAAUACCUCUGAAAAUGAGCGCUUGGCUUUUGUAGCGACUUUUUCAUAAUUUAUAAACCUUUGAUACAUAAUUAUAUUACGACUAAAUCGUUUGUAUGCAAAAUGCAAUUUGAAUAAAAAUCUUAUCAGCGUACAUACACAUACAAUACAG